Molecule: messenger RNA, 1249 nt
Organism: Anopheles coustani
Lineage: Eukaryota; Metazoa; Arthropoda; Insecta; Diptera; Culicidae
Gene: AIMP1
Product: aminoacyl tRNA synthase complex-interacting multifunctional protein 1
Exons: 2
Coding region: 77-1057 (326 amino acids)
Molecular function (GO): tRNA binding
Source: RefSeq, a predicted model, not a curated record
GUGUUUUGGUUUCGCAAUUUUGGGGAAAUCUUGCGGCAAAUCUACCGGCAUCACUUGUCCUUCUUGGAUUUGGUAAAUGUUCAGUGUCACCUUUGGCGCACUAGUGAAACGUAUAUUCUCCGUGCCACGGAUAGUGAAAAUGAGCGACAUAGAACGCAUUUUGGCCAACAAUAAGGCGGCGGAGGAGCUACUCGCCGCGCUGAAGCAGGAGCUGAAAACAAUCCGCAACGAACAAGUGCAGCAAAAAAUUGUACAAUUGCAGGCGGAAAAUGAAACACUGCGCAAACAGGUCGACUCGUGCCUGAAGAAGCUGGUUUCGCUUGAGGUAGCUCACGGAAAGGUACAAAUUCCUGUGCCAACACCGGACGAAGUCCGUGCCGGAGGUCCCGCGACGGUAAAGAUUGAACCCGUUGCCCCGCAACCAGUGGCACCGGUCGCUAAGACAGAGUCAGCCCAGCCAGCGAAGGCUCAACAAAACGAAAACAAACCACCGAAGGAGAAGAAGCCGAAAAAAGAAAAGCCAGCGGGAGAGGCGAAACCGGCCGCACCGUCCGAGGAACCUCCGAUCGACGUGGGUCGGUUGGAUAUGCGUAUCGGGCGCAUUGUGGAGGUUUCGCGCCAUCCGGAUGCGGACAGUUUGUAUGUGGAGAAGGUUGACUGCGGUGAGCCGAAUCCUAGAACCGUCAUCUCCGGGCUGGUGAAGUUCGUUCCGAUCGAACAGAUGCAGAACCGAUUGGUGGUGGCACUGUGUAACCUGAAGCCCGCCAAAAUGCGCGGCAUCCUUUCGGAAGCGAUGCUCAUGUGUGCCUCGACGCCGGAUAAGGUGGAAAUACUGGCACCACCGGAAGGUUCCGUUCCGGGAGAUCUUGUGCACGUCGAGGGAUACCCGCGCGUACCGGAUGCCGUUAUGAAUCCGAAGAAGAAAAUUUUCGAAACCGUUGCUCCAGACCUGAAAACGAACGGAGAACUGGUGGCGUGCUACAAGGAUGGAACCUUUGUCGUGCCCGGAAAGGGAGUGGUUAAGGCACAGACGCUGAAAAACGUGCAGGUCAAGUGAUCAUCGUCUGUUCCGCUCAACAUGUUGGUCAAUACUCUGCUAUUGUUUUGCAUUAACAAAUAAAUAAUUUUGACCGUUUCUUAUGAAGAAGAAUAGCAGGGCUUAGGAUUCUUACAUUUUCUCAAGAUAACAGUCGGAUUAACAAAAAAUAAAACACCCAUAAAACACUUUUUUUUCUUUUUUACUAAACGU